ACAGCUGUAGUUGUAUUGUGUGUUGUAAUUAGAUGCUAGAUUGUCAAUUUCAAGAGUUAAAAAUUGAAUAAAGAAUUACAAAAAUUAGUUACUAAUAAUUAAUUAAUUGUGUGAUUAGUUUUUGAUAUAAAUCAAAAGAAAAUGUCGUAUGCAUAUUUGUUUAAAUACAUUAUUAUUGGUGAUACGGGUGUUGGAAAAUCAUGCCUGUUAUUACAAUUUACUGACAAACGAUUUCAACCUGUACAUGAUUUAACCAUCGGUGUUGAAUUCGGUGCACGAAUGAUUACAAUCGAUGGCAAACAAAUCAAACUACAAAUAUGGGAUACCGCUGGUCAAGAAGCAUUUAGAUCAAUUACACGAUCAUAUUAUCGAGGUGCAGCUGGAGCUUUACUUGUUUAUGACAUCACACGAAGGGAAACUUUUAAUCAUCUUACAACGUGGCUGGAAGAUGCCCGGCAGCAUUCAAAUUCGAACAUGGUUAUUAUGUUAAUCGGUAACAAAAGUGAUUUAGAAAGUAGAAGAGAAGUACAAAAAGAAGAAGGUGAAGCAUUCGCUAGAGAACAUAGUUUGGUAUUUAUGGAAACAUCAGCAAAAACAGCAGCAAAUGUUGAGGAAGCAUUUAUAAAUACUGCCAAAGAAAUCUAUGAAAAAAUUCAAGAGGGUGUAUUUGAUAUAAAUAAUGAAGCGAACGGUAUUAAAAUUGGGCCACAACAUUCACCAACAAAUCCAUCACUCCCUGGAGCUGGUGGCCAAGGUGGAGCGCAAGGUGGUGGCUGUUGUUAGGGAGGAAGCCCGUGCCUCUCUUGCCUUUGAGCUGGCUUAUUCAUCUCUAAUUCCAAAAGAGAUGAGACACAACAGUUUUGUUCACCAGAAAUUAUUAUUUUUUUUCGUACAUUGUUGGUUUUUUUUUAAUAUCGUAAAUGUGUAAUUUUUAUUCAUCGUAAAUUAAUUUUUUUUAAUUUAUGUAAUUUUUAUAUUUAAAAAAAAAAGGUUAAGUAAAUUAUUAUAUAAGUAAAAAUGGGUCUCUCGCUUUAAAUUUACAUUCUCUUGGUACCAAGUGAUUUUUUAAAUAAAGUUAAGACGUUGCGUGCUAUUCUAAUAUUGUAUAUGAAUGAUACAAAAGCUAGCCGACUUAACGGUCUCAUGAAAUCAAUAUGGCACUCAACGUAUUAAAUAUCUAAACAAAAAAAUUUAACUUUUAUUUAUUGGAGUAUGAUCUAUCUGUGGCCACAAUAUAAAUAAUUUUUAAGAAAAAAAAAAACAACAACGGGACUACUUCAGUUUAAAAACAAAGAUUUUUACUCCAAGUAUUAGCGUUAAUAAAAAAUAUUUCAUACACUUCCUUUGGUCUUCUAUAGGUUACAUUGUUUUGAUUUUAUACAAGAAAGUAAUUUUUGAUUUUGGUCACAAAUCUGUCAAAAUGUUGUAACCAUAAUACUUUCAAUUAAAAAACAUUUCAAGCGAAACAAAUUAGAACGCCUUUGUUGGUAAAAAAAUGAACUAAAAUAUAUUUAGCAUCUUGGAUUUGAAUGAAAAUUGGAAGUUUACGAAUUCGUACGGCGUGCAAUAUUGUUUUUAACGAAACUUAAUGUCAAGAUAUUACCACUCUGCAUUCGACAAGAGAGAUUGGCAUGAAAUACUUAGGUAAAUCUCACGACAUUAAAGUCAAAAUCUAUCAACAUGACUCUGUAACCUAGAACUCGAGCUGCAUAGCGCAACUUCAAUGGUUAUUUUCGAACAUGAGUUUCUUUUAGAAGUAUCCAACUCAAAAAUUCAAGAAACGUUUAAUACAAAUCAUUGAAUUUUGAAUUCAGAUUGGCUGAAAUGAAUACGUUCCCUGUGAAAAAUAAAGGGACAUUCCUUCGAAAAUUAAACAAUAUUAAAACGAAAUAAGAUAAAUUCUUCCGUUAAGAGUUCGCCAACAAUUUGAGUACUGGUGUUUUAACAAUUACUCCCUGCUCAUUAAGACACGAUGACUCACUCAAGAGCGUUAAACUAAGUCAAUAAGCUAUUUUCAUCGAUUUACUAUUGUUUCGGCGAGUUUUCAAAAAAUAUUCAAGUUAAGAAAAUAAAUAACGUUUAUUAAACAUUGCUUUUUGACAAAGAUAGAAGAUAUGUGAUAUGUCUUUACUUGGAACAGUUUUUUGACAUCUGUCAAAAACAAGAAAGAAUCGGUCUAUUUAUCCUACGUAUAUAGUUCAAUUUUUUAUUGCCUUGGCGCUAUAAUCGAAUCCUUAUUUUGAAAAAGUACCAUAUUUUUCCUAAUUAUUCUUCGUCAUAAAAGCAAACUAUUUUGUAGUCUUACAACCUUACAUAAAUUUUUUACAACUUAAAAACGAUUGUAUAACGAAAAAUAAUAAUUAUCCAAAAAAAACAAGUGAACAAUGCUGUUCUAUUGAACUGAUUGUUUUUCAUUAUGGCAUAUGGGUUGCACGUGGCUCUGGUAACAACCUUUUAAUAUGAUUGGGUGUGUAAACAAUAUUAUCGAAUGUAUAAUAAGUAUAUAUUAAAUAUUGAUAAUAUUUAAAAAAUAAUAAAAAUUCAUUAUAUAUUUACUUUUAUGCCUAUGGUGAAAAAUACAAUAUUCAGAUUAACAUAAUUCUAAUUGAGUCCAAGAUUCCAUUGUGUGAUUGGUUACUAUGUCAAUCAGUUUAAAAAAAAAAUCAAAAUGAAGUUUUAAUAGCUUGAAGGUCCACACUCAUGAAUACAUCUUUUCGGUUGCAUGUAAAAACCAUGAAAAACUGUCUGCAUAGAUUACGGUCGCCUAAGUAAAAGUGAUCGAAAAUAAAGGUUGCCAAUUGUUAAAGGCACAAAAUACAAACGCCGAAAAAUGUGUAAAAAAUGUAUUUUGAUUAAAAAAACAGAUAGACGAAGUAAUCAGUCUUAUCUUGUACUAUAUUUAACAACAAAUUAAAAUAAACAAAUCACCCCUUACACAACACUUAUAUAAAAACAGUUCUAUUAUAUAAUAUAAUUGUAGUUAAACGAUUAAUAAUCGUCGAUUAUGUGAUCUGAUUCUAUAAUUUUUCAUAAUAAAAACAAAUAAAAAAUUGCUUCAAACAGAUAUAUUGAAAUGUUUUUAUUCAGCUUGAUGAAUAUUUUUGAUUUUAAUUAUACUUAAUACACUUAGAAAAUAUAAUCGAAUCUGUUUGAAAAAAUGAAUAAAAUGUUUUAUUUAUUAGGAUUCUACAUUUCUUAAUACAGAGUGGCUAUGGGCUUGAUAUAAAUCCUCACCAGGUUUUGUGGAAGUCGAAAUUUUAGUUCGUGAAUAAUAUUUU
Messenger RNA from Chrysoperla carnea, 3278 nucleotides. RefSeq names its product ras-related protein Rab-2 (gene Rab2). Gene Ontology annotation, cellular component: Golgi apparatus. NCBI's taxonomy places the organism in Eukaryota, Metazoa, Arthropoda, Insecta, Neuroptera, Chrysopidae. Bases 142 to 783 code for a protein of 213 amino acids. The transcript has 3 exons. Gene Ontology annotation, molecular function: GTPase activity; GTP binding. The record is from RefSeq and is a predicted model, not a curated record.